UUAUAUGAGCUGUAACUCAGUUAAAAAUCGUUGAAAUUGUUGCAUGUUGCAAAAGUGAGAGUGUGAGCGAAUUAAACAAGAUUGGUGUUUAUAAAAGGCAUUAUUGUCAGGUAUUAAGAGGGAAUCCCAAUGGAGGUGUGUGGGCUGAAGACAGGGACUGUCCUGCUCUGCACUGGGUCAGUGGAGUGGUUUGUUUUCUGGUUUCUAGGGGAGGAGCGGAUAGGAUUUCCCCAGUUCUUCCCCCCACUUUUAGGUCUAGUUGGCAUAACUGAUCAUUUCCGCAUUCCCAAAUCCUCCCAGAUAGCGCUCACUAUUUAAACGGGCAGAUGCAACGAUUUCCACUUUUUAAAAUCUACUCUCGACCUUCAGCUGACCAGAAGAAAGGACAACUGUUGCACUCGAAAUCAAAGUCAGCUGUGGUCACAGCCGUGUCUGACAUGAUGCCGGGACCAAUCCCAGAUCCCUUGGUGACAGCAGGCUCCCUGCCCAGCCUGGGUGUCCUGGCAGGGAUCCCCUCCACCACGCUGACUGACCAGCUCAACUACGCCGACCUCCGGGAACUGGGGGCCAUGUUCUCUCCACUGCACUUCCUGGGCAAGCUAGGGAAGAGGCCCCUAACCAUCAAAACAGAGAGAGAUGAGGAAGAGGACAGGAGGAAACGAAGGAGAGAGAAAAACAAAGUAGCAGCAGCACGCUGUAGAAACAAAAAGAAGGAGAGGACAGACUAUCUACAAAGGGAAUCAGAAAGACUAGAGGUGAUGAACUCUGACCUCAAAGCCCAGAUUGAGGAGCUGAAGCAUGAGCGGCAGCAGCUGAUCAUCAUGUUGAAUCACCACCGUCCAACGUGCAUCGUCAGAACAGACAGCGUCAAGACCCCUGAGAGUGAAGCCAAUCCCCUGCUGGAGCACCUGGACGGAAAGUGAUGUCACAGGGCUCAGAGCAGCGUGGUGUCACAGUUCCAGUUUACAGUGAAGCUCCACUCUAGCCAGCUAGCAGCACUUCACUACCUCUGGGCUCUUGGCUUAGAGGAGAACCAGCUAAGCACUCCUGCCUGGAGCCAGAGAGCCUUUAAACACAAAGGUGACCCAAUGUGAUUGGACUUUGUGCUGGCAGUUAAAUGCAUUUUUUAGAUUUUUUGUUUUGUUAUUGUUGGUGUUAUUAAGGGCCCCAUAGCCCCAGCCACUAUCAUUAUAAAUACAUGGAAUUUAAUAAAUGGCUCAAUGCAGCUUGGUGAGCAAUACUCCACCGCUCCAAGGCAACAUGGCAGAUCUCUCAGGCCCCUAGGCACAGUCAGAGCUUGUGCUGUGUUUUUUGUUUAUACUAAUGUGUACUGGUUAAGAUGAACACGUAUGGUUUUUGAAUAUUAUUUUUUCUUUGUAUUAUGCCUUCGAUGGCAGACCGGUUGAACCGUUUUCUUUUAUUUGGCGCAGGCGUCAUAUAUGCACAUAGCCUACAGUAUAUAUUGACUUUUUACAUUGUAGUUGGUCUGUUACUUUCAAAUAUGGUUCUGAUUUGUAUACUUACUGUACAAUAUAUGUAUUAUAUAGACAUACUGAACAGAAAUAUAAACGUAACAUGCAACAAUUUCAAAGAUUUUACUGUGUUACAGUUCAU
Molecule: messenger RNA, 1614 nt
Organism: Coregonus clupeaformis (lake whitefish)
Lineage: Eukaryota; Metazoa; Chordata; Actinopteri; Salmoniformes; Salmonidae
Product: jun dimerization protein 2-like
Exons: 4
Coding region: 327-923 (198 amino acids)
Biological process (GO): regulation of transcription by RNA polymerase II
Cellular component (GO): nucleus
Molecular function (GO): DNA-binding transcription factor activity, RNA polymerase II-specific; RNA polymerase II cis-regulatory region sequence-specific DNA binding
Source: RefSeq, a predicted model, not a curated record